Mycena indigotica is the source of this 1695-nucleotide messenger RNA. RefSeq lists its product as uncharacterized. The transcript is spliced from 16 exons. Bases 1 to 1695 code for a protein of 564 amino acids. The record is from RefSeq and is a predicted model, not a curated record. NCBI's taxonomy places the organism in Eukaryota, Fungi, Basidiomycota, Agaricomycetes, Agaricales, Mycenaceae.
AUGUUGGCCGUGCCCGUUGACGCUCCGACAGCCCGGCGGGAUCUUGCGGUCGAUUUUGUCGAUUUUGCCGUUUUCAAGACCAGCCUUCUCUAUCGUUCUUACCACUCACCAAACUCCAGCAAGAUCAACCUGAAACCCAACGACGCCCAGCUGAAGAAACACUGGUUUUCGCUGGAGCUGAAGACCGAUUCGGAACGAUAUGUCGAUCUUGUUGCCGAGGUGUCCCGGAUGCGUGUCAAAGCCAAAGACUUCCUUGAGGCCUACGAUGAUGUCCAGCAAGCUGACGCAGUCGAUGCCUUGGGCGCCAUGCAUCUUACCCAGGCUUCGACAGAAUCUGUCCAGUCUCAAGGCACGCUCGACGUGAAGGUUGACGUUCAGGCUGCCGGUCCAUCGUUCAAGGACCCGAAGCAUUCUGCCCCUACGAUACCCGAAUGGAAGACCGGGUUCCGCUCGCGAUCUAGUAGAGAAUUUCCUGUGCCUCCCCAUGAUCGUACCCCCCAGAACAGAGAGGUGAUGAAGGAGACGCUCGGCAUCCAUGUUGACGCGGGCCAUCCAUAUACGAUGCUUCAGUUCGGCCCGGAUGGCGGAAGCCAGGACAAUACCGUCAGGUUCGAAGCUGAUCUGGGUUCCAAUGCAUUCUGGUCCGCCUCCGACGCGUGUAUGCGGAAGACUACAACACUCGGCGCCAUGCACCGGGGUCUCACUGCUUUCGGGUUCCUCCUUGGACCGCGUCAUGUAAAGGUCACCCGCGGCACUAAACCUUAUUCGGUGGUCUAUUUCGACAAAUCUUCAGCAGAGUUCCAUGAAUACGCGGACCGUCUUAUGGUUCCGCUUGGACGGAACCAGUCUCCGAAUGCAUCUUCUAUGCUGUAUAUUCCCGUCACGAUAGGUGUAGCCAACGAGGUUGACCCACAUUUUUUCGAUGAUUCCCCAUACGCCGGUAUCAUAGGCCUGGGAAGACGGAUGAAACAUCACAGGGAAAAGGGCAAUACUUUUUUGUUUCAUGUCCGGCCCUAUCUGAAUAAACCCGAAAUGACCCUUUAUCUGACACCGGACGAAGGAUCGCUGGUGUUCGGCGAAAUGCCGCAAGGGCUUAACACAAGCCGUAAUAAUCAUCGCUGGCAUAGCAACAUUCCAGUUCAAGGGGAUGCGCAUUGGGUAGUUCAGAGCCCUUUCAAAUUGAUCGAUGGCCGUCGUAUCGACACUCCCGGCAGCAACAUAUGUAUCGAUAGUGGGACCUUCUAUGUCUGUCUCGACGACCCUGUUGUCAAAGACUACUAUGAGAAAUUUGGUAUAGAUGCUCAUUAUGACCCGGCAUCUAAGUACUGGCUCAUCCGGAAGACCAGAAGAGCACCGACCCUCCCAAAAAUCAAAGUCGCGUUGGGAGAUAAGGAGGAGAGUGUCAUAACUGUAUCAACUCUCUCCCGCGACGCGAGCAACAGCUCUUUGGAUGACACCCUCCAAGAGAUAUACGACAUUGGGAGUAUUCAGUACAAAUCUAUGCUCUACGACCCCGAAGUCAGCCCCGAUGAACAGGUUGAAAUGCUUGGAAUUGCAGCCCUUUAUGAGAUGGAAAUCAAUUUUCAGUUUCCAGAUGAAGUUGAUCAGGCUGCCACCGGUCGACGCCACAACAUUUCAUGGCGCUGCAAAGACUACGAUGACAACGGAUACAAGGCCGACUUCGGACUGGCGUGA